Molecule: messenger RNA, 822 nt
Organism: Malus domestica (apple)
Lineage: Eukaryota; Viridiplantae; Streptophyta; Magnoliopsida; Rosales; Rosaceae
Product: non-specific lipid transfer protein GPI-anchored 5
Biological process (GO): lipid transport
Molecular function (GO): lipid binding
Source: RefSeq, a predicted model, not a curated record
CGUUCAAAUCCCACUUGAGAUAUCGCAUUUUCCCAAUCACUUCUCGCACAAAUCCAAACAACUUGUAUUCUAAUGGCACAAAAGUUUGAGAUGUCUCUAGUCCUUGUCCUAGUGACCAUGUUCUUCGCAAGGGCAGCAGCACAGUCUAGUUGCACAAAUGUGAUCAUCAGCAUGUCACCCUGCCUCAGUUACAUCACUGGAAACUCCUCAACCCCUACUUCCGGAUGCUGCUCGCAGCUCGCUAGCGUUGUCGCUUCCUCCCCACAGUGCUUGUGUGAGGUUCUUAACGGCGGUGGAUCAUCUCUGGGGGUCAACGUGAAUCGGACUCAGGCUCUGGCAUUGCCUGGUGCUUGCAAUGUCCAGACCCCACCACUCAGCCAGUGUAACGCCGGUUCUCCAGCUGACUCUCCAACAGGAGCAGCAGACACUCCAAAUAGUCCUUCAGGAAACGGAUCAAAAAAUGUACCGUCGACUCAAGGUGGCUCGUCGGACGGAAACUCCAUCAAGAUGUCUGCUACGACUCAACUCUUUCUUCUCUUGGCUGCAGCAUAUGCUAUCUUCACAAUGUGCUGAUUUUUCUUUUCUGUUGGCCAAACAUUUCAAGUUACACAUAAUACUGUUUGUGAUUGUUCAUGUAUUCGAUUAUUAUUUUGAUUCAGUUGUUAGAUUAUUGAUAUAUUGCUUGUGACCUCAGGGAGGUUGAUAUAGUUUUUGUAUUUUAUUUUUGCUAGAUAUGGUUUUUGUAAUGUUGAAAGAGGCAAUCCUGCUCUCUUCCCUUUUUUGUUAUAAUAAAAUUUUUCUGGCUUUUCAGUGACAAAAUUA